CAUGCAUCCCUUGUAGCGGGAGAAGAAAUCGCGGCCUCGCAAGGAGUCUCAGUGCAAAGUAAGGUUCUAAAAAUCGGCCUAGGCGGCUGAGUUCCGUUCGGAUUUUGGCGUAGUCGAUGGAGCUAGGCAGUGGGCUGAAAAUCGGCCGCCUAGUCGGGCUAGGCGGAGCCUAGGCGUUCUGGGCGGGUCUGCUGGGCGCUUUCCUUGACUGACUCACUCCCUCAUGAAUUUCUGGGUUGAAGAUAUUGGAAUUUGUCUCGAGCUUUUGGUCAACUGGUCUUGCUCUUGGACUCUUGGUUCGAUUCAAAAAUCUUCAAGCUUGGCCAAGCUGUGGUGUGACUGUCCUUUCUGGACUGAAGAUGGUAUGUGCCUCUUGCGUGACUGCAGCGUCUACGAAUGCCCGGAAAAUGAAUUUUCGGAACCUUUCAAGAGGCCCUUUCACCGUGGCCUUCCAUCCGACAGUUUGGUUUGUCAAGAUGACAAGCUGCAGGGGUGUGUUGACCGCACUCUAGACAGUAGGGCUUUUAGAGGCUGGAUUGAGACAGAUAACCCUUGGACAAAUGAUGACGAGACUGAUAAUGAGAUUGACUCUGUUAACUUCUGA
Molecule: messenger RNA, 604 nt
Organism: Rosa rugosa (rugosa rose)
Lineage: Eukaryota; Viridiplantae; Streptophyta; Magnoliopsida; Rosales; Rosaceae
Product: endoplasmic reticulum oxidoreductin-1-like
Exons: 4
Coding region: 224-604 (126 amino acids)
Biological process (GO): protein folding in endoplasmic reticulum
Cellular component (GO): endoplasmic reticulum membrane; endoplasmic reticulum
Molecular function (GO): thiol oxidase activity; FAD binding; protein-disulfide reductase activity
Source: RefSeq, a predicted model, not a curated record